Messenger RNA from Balaenoptera acutorostrata (minke whale), 528 nucleotides. It is a transcript of the gene SPMIP11, whose product is annotated as sperm microtubule inner protein 11. The transcript is spliced from 4 exons. NCBI's taxonomy places the organism in Eukaryota, Metazoa, Chordata, Mammalia, Artiodactyla, Balaenopteridae. The record is from RefSeq and is a predicted model, not a curated record. The coding region runs from base 73 to 456 and encodes 127 amino acids.
UAGCGUCUGUGCAACAGGAGUUCAGUCUCCAUAGGACUCGCUGGAAUUUGGGCUUCAGGACAACCUGGGGCUAUGUCCAUGCUGACAGGACCUGGGUUUGCUCAGGAUCCGCCCAGGGAGGCACGGCCAGGAGUAAAAGACCAGAAAGAACCAGAGCCCACUAGGCUUCCCCCUAUUAUCUCAGAAGAUGGGAAUCAUUCCGUGCACCAGAAUAGCCACACAAGGUACCAAGAAGCUGUACGGAAGGUGUUGUUAAAGACAUUCCCCAAUCAGGUCUUCAGAGUCCCCCUGACUGAUGCUCAGAACUUCAGCUUCUGGCGGUCCCACAAUCCAGGAGUGCGCCCAGAGGAAACCAUGCCAUGGAUCCGGAGCCCCUGCCACUGCCUCAUCAAAAGCCCAAUGACCAGGUUUACGGAUCACUCUAUUCUCAAUGACAGAAACUUCAGUCUGUAUUGAGCAGGAAGUGUUUGCAGAAGGACAAGAUAAACUCUGGAUGGAGGGCAAAGAGGGACAGAGGGAGGUGUCCUG